CAUGCCCUGGUUUCCUCCACAGUGAUCCCAGACACUCUGACGGUGAUGGCAACUGCUCAGACCCUCUCAAAAGUGGAGGGGGACACGUUACAGCUCAGCUGUGAGGUCACACGCCAGACGUCCCAGCACAGUCACGUUUCUGUGGGGUGGUACCUGCGACCCUAUGAUGACCCCAAUUCUGGUCCACGUGACCUGGUUACCCUGUCACGGGACUUUGUUCUACGGCCGGGUGGACAGUACCGUCAACGUCUGUCUUCAGGAGACCUGCGUCUGGACAAGACCAGCGCCACUUCCUACCGUCUCACCAUCUACAAACUGCAGCCCACAGACCAGGGAGAGUUCUACUGCGAGGCCUCGGAAUGGAUCCAGGACCCAGAUCGCUCCUGGUACGCCAUGACCCGGAAAGAGUCGGAGAAGACGUCAAUCAAAGUUCAGCCCACAGAUCGGGACUUUAGUAUCCAGGUGACCACCGAGCGCCGGGCCUACACGGCUGGUGAGCCGCUGGAGCUCCGCUGCACCAUUGACGCUCAGAAUGUUCCAGAGCGCUUCUUCUCGGUGUCGUGGGUCUUCAGCAGCUCCCCUGUAGCCGUGAUUGGGCCCAGUGCCGUGCCUGUACUGGGACCCAACUACAUGGAACGAGAAGCCACCGGCCUCCUGACCGUGCGCAAAGAGAGCCCUUCUGUCCACCUGCUCAAGUUGCAGCGUCUACUGCCAGAGGACUCUGGGAAAUACAUCUGCAGAGUGACAGAACGGGAGAAGACCCCCACUGGAGAUUUCAUCGACCGCAGCAAGCGGUCCCGUAAUGUUCAGAUCACUGUAACCCCUCUCAGAAGUAAUAUCACUGUGUCAUUAUCCAGUAAUACUUCAGAUAUAAUGGAGGGGGAGACCGUCCAGUUGACCUGCGUUGUUAGCAGCACUGUGGGUCCCCUGUCUGUGACGUGGCAGUGGACUGAUAAGGAGGGGGCGGGUCCCGCUGUGAACGUGGCUUCGGUGGAUCGUGAGGGCAUGGUCACUCCUGGGCCCACCUUUAGGGAGCGCAGCAGCUUUGGAGAGAUCCGGGUGGAGCGGGUUCGACCCGACACGUUUACUCUGUUCCUGUACAAUGCCUUUCCCACAGAUGAGGGCCAGUACAGAUGCAGCGCCACCGAGUGGUCUCAGAGCGGGACUGCACCUGACUGGAUUUGGCAGCAGAUUGGAGAUGAAUCCGCCACCAAGACCGUCACUGUCAAAUCAGUUGAAUCUUUCUUCUUCGUGUCGGCCUCCUCUCGAACGCCCAGCGUGACGUUUGGAGACUCGUUUGACCUGCAGUGCAUCGUGAAGCCACGGCACAAUCCCAACGUUCCUGCUGCGGUCACUUGGCGCUUCCUGCCAGUAGAUGGCGAUGGAGAGUUCAGAGAUCUGGUGACGUUCACGCGGGACGGCACCCUGCAGUGGGGCGACCAGCUGCUGGGCCUGGGCACCCGUACCACGGUGGAUCGUACGCCCACGAACACCAACUUCCGCCUCAGCAUCACCCGAGCUGGACGCAAGGAGGCCGGGACGUACCAGUGUGCUGCGCUGCUUUAUCGGAGGAAUUAUGAUGGCACCUGGAGCACAGUGGCCAACCGCACCUCCAACCCACUGGGCAUCAGUGUACUGCAGCCUGUAAGUAAACUGAAGGUGCACAAGUCCAACCAGAGUCUGCAGUUUCUGGAGGACAGUCGGGUGCGUGUCAACUGCUCCAUCACCUCUCAAACCAGCCCGGACUCUCAGCAUGCUGUGUUGUGGUAUGCGCGGAAGGCCGAGGCAGGGGAGCCGGAUGAGCUGCUGUUGAAGAUCGAACACUCUGGAGCAUUCGAGUAUGGAGCGUACGCAGAGGAGGAACGUCUCCGCAGCCGUGUGCAGUCUGAAAGGCUCUCUCCUCGCCUCUAUGGGCUUACCUUGCACCGUGCCGAGACCAGCGACUCUGGAACAUACUACUGCCUUGUGGAGGAGUGGCUCAUGGACCCUGAUGGACUCUGGUAUCGCCUGGCACAAGACUCCUCCGGCUUCACACAUGUGGCUGUGAGACAGCCAGCGGUGAAGUUGCAGGUGGAGGAGGCAGAAUCUAAUAUCACAGUACCUGAAGAUGGAUCAAUCCGGCUGGGCUGCAGCAUUCUGUCUCAGUCUUCCAAAGAUUCCCGCUUCUCUGUAUCCUGGUAUGUGUACCGUUUGGGACAGGAGGAGGAGGAUGAACCAGAAUGCGUCUUUUCCAUCGGUCAUGAUGCAGUGUUUGGUAAUGGGAACUGCAGCCCUACGGAGGAGCCUGGUCCAAACUCUCGCCUGCAGUUUGAACGUGCCACCUCUGAACUGUACAGUCUGACCAUCCAGAAAGCUCGGUCCAGAGAUGCUGGCAAUUACUACUGCCAUGUGGAGGAGUGGCUGCUGAACCCACGCAAUGCCUGGUAUCGCCUGGCCACCAAUAACUCUGGAGUCACCAUUGUUAAUGUUAUGGAGCAGGUAUCGACCCUACAGUCAGUGGUUUGUUCCAACGACUCCCUCUUCUACUUCGUCUUCUUCUACCCCUUCCCUAUCUUUGGCAUCCUCCUCAUCGCGGUCCUGCUGGUGCGCUACAAGACCCGCAGCUCCAGCAAGAACCAAGAGGGCAAGAACGGAGCGCCGCUCUUGUGGAUCAAAGAGCCUCAUCUCAGCUAUUCCCCAACCUGUCUGGACCCCCCAGCCCUCAGCCUUCACCCCGGCUCUGUGGAGUAACAAUGACACGUGAUCCUGUCUCACUCAGAGACUCGCUCAUCUACUCUCUCUCUCUCUGACUCGCUCUCUGUUUUUCUUCUCCUCCUCGUCCGUGAUGAGGCCACCAGAAAGUUAUCUGGGUUUCUAGCCUGGCCUGUCAAUCCGUCCAUACGACUGACUAAGACCUUUCUCAGUUGAAGUUGCCAUGAUUAUGGUGGUUGCUGGCGCCGAUGCCUAGACAUUUGCUUUGCUUUCUUUUUCCUGAUCUUUUUUUAAAAUAUGAUUUUACUUUUCUGUGAGCCUUUUGAUGUGUUUUACCCGACUGACACCAAACUCCUUCCCUCUCUGGGAUCGGAAACAGCCGUUUCGUUUUGCUUUUUUACUCCCGUCUAUGAAGUCUGGUGAAAACCAUUACAUAUUAUUUGUUAUUUUGUCUGUGCUGAUUUUUGCUGCAGACGACUGGAAGGUCAUUGCUGGACUAUGAACGUUUCUAGAGACAAUGGUGUAUGGAUGAAGGAAGAAAAGGACAAUCUUUCCUCAGAAAAACUCGGAAAGCUGACAAAGGAUGUAUAUUGAUUUAGUUAGUGUGCACGUGCCACAGAACUGACCUAAGAACUGCCUUGGUUUAAGUGGAUCUAGACUAUGGAGAGCCCUCAUUGCCCACAGACUCAAGGAUAUACAUGAACUCCAGCUCAUCCUCACUGCCAAAUACCAAUACAACUCCAAAAGCCACAAAUUCAGAGACACUGAAUAGGAUUAGAUCUGGGUAACUCGAUGUUGGAAAAGACAGUGAGCUUCCUACACUGACAUGUUUCCUCAUCGCUGGUGCUUAGAUGUUGAUACAUGCCCCCAAAUCCCUCAUUUAAUUUCAAGGUCUUUUUUACAUUUUUCCAAUGUUAAGAAGUUCAAUAUAUCUCUAAAAACACCCUUGUGUGAUCUUGUUUGUGUAUAUAUGCACAAUUGACCCCACAUUUAGUGAGUUGUGGCCUCAGCGUCCUCGCAUUUGCAUAAUGCAAGGUUGAAGGGGGCAUUGAAGGAAUUUUCUCUCCGAAAUCUCUUGUAAAAACCGUUGUCUUGAGGGAGAAGGCAGACAGGACUAUAGACUCAAGGGACAUUCUCAGUGCCAAGAUCUUUUUAUCAUCAUACGUGCCCUUGUAAUGAUCCAGAAGGAAAGCGUUUAUUGGCAGACUUCUGCAUAUAUGAGUUAUGAAAGGAUUUGACUUGUUUUUUUUUAGUAUAUAUUCUAAAUCACAUAAAGUGUUGUUGUUCUUCUCUUUAUUGGUUUGUGUUUGAAAUAUGGUGCCCGAUCUUUGUGUUACUGCUGAAAAAUUGUGAAAACUUAUUGCGCAGUGUCAUAACCUGUGAAGACCUACUAGAGUGAUUAUAUCUCUGAGGAUGAAUAUAGCAUCUAAAUUAUUGUUGGUCUCCAUGGACACUUUGAAAACACUGCCACAUUUUACCAUUGAAGAUGCUAUGAUCCUCACAUUAGCUUUGCGAACCACACUAGUCAUGUUUCCUUCAAGAAAGAUUCAGCCUCUAUACUGAAGGCAUUUAGAGCUUAGCUGUAGCGUGAAUGAUUGUUGUUCAUUUUUCUUUUAUUUCAACGCGGACUAUGAAACACGACGUGUUAUCUAGGAACCUGCUGUCUGACACCAAACUGGAUGUCUCAUGAUAGACACCACUGAAGAUCUUAUGACUGUGCACCUUUCACUCCGCUCUCACAGAGCAUCAUCUGGGUCGCUGCCACCCUCGUGUAAUCUCAACAGUCAACAUCGCGGCUUUUCUGUAAAUGAAAUUUAGAUCCAUUCAAAGCUUGUGGUUGUCUUAUUUAUUGAAUCAUAAAACUCCUAGAUAGAAUAUGUGAACUUCAUAAAUGUGAAUAGACAGAAUGUGGCAGAAAUAGCAGUGAACAUUUAGGCAACUAUAAUUUGGCUACUUGCGUGCAGUGGCCUAGAGGAUUAUGGGAAAUAAUUCUGAACCAGUCUGAGAAUUUUCGUACAGAUGACACAGAAAUCUAUCUUUAUCGACAAAAUUUUGUUGAACUGUACAGUGCAUGAUGAUGAGAAAGGGGGACAUUUUAUUGAUGUCUGAAAGUUUUGUCAGAUUAAUGGCAUCGUCACCAUCAACAGGUGGUCAAUAGGUUGGCCUUCCUGAUGUAGGAGAUGUGUAGUGUGAUAUUGAGUGUGAUAUUGCGGUUCUGCUGUCGUUCAAUCUGUACAGACUUAUUCAGAACUCUAAAUAGUGUUUUUGUAGUUCAACAUGCCCAGCUGAAUCAUAAUGUUCUCACAAUGUUGUAAAUGCAUUUCGAGGGCUGCAUGUCAUGGCUGUGUACUGGCAGUAUACUGUAGCUGCAGAAAAACAAAACAAAUGACAAAAAAAGUUGUGUUGAUGUGUGUUCAGUUCAGCCAGUGCUGCUUUUUAAAGUGGUGAUUUUUAUGUUCUUUUUUUUAAAUAAGCAAAAUAGUGCACUAUAUAUAUAAAUAUAAAAAUAAAAAUAAAAAGUUGCCAUAGUUUUUUUUUUUUAUGGUUAUGUGUUUUUGUUGUACUCUACAUUUUUUGUGUUUUUUUAUAUCUAUACUUAUUUUAUUACAUUGUAGCAAUUGCUAUUAUGAAAAGGCACUUUGCUAUUGUCAGUUGAUUGCAAUAAAACAUUCAGUGCACCACA
Carassius auratus (goldfish) is the source of this 5374-nucleotide messenger RNA. RefSeq names its product immunoglobulin superfamily member 3-like. The transcript has 7 exons. The annotation marks the transcript as partial. Lineage: Eukaryota; Metazoa; Chordata; Actinopteri; Cypriniformes; Cyprinidae. Gene Ontology annotation, cellular component: membrane. The record is from RefSeq and is a predicted model, not a curated record.